GUAACAAGAUCAUUGGUCAUUUUGAACCGUCCUUUAAAGGUGAGUGUACUGUUUUGAUGGUUGGACGUGACGGCCGCAGAAAGGAAGAUGGAACAAAUACGAAUAUUUCCAUACACCGCAGAGGAAAGAAGAAGAAUGAUUAAAGAAUUUGGUUUUACUGAAAAUGGUAUAAAAGAAGAUGUAGAAGCAAUCAUGGACUGGUUUAAAAGACAACCGCAUUUGGUUGAAGCAGGAAUAGAUUCUGAAGUUAUAGUCAAAAUGCUAAUAAUGGCUAAAGGUUCCCGAGAAAAAGUCAAAAGUAAAAUAGAUAAGUUUUACAAAUACAGAGGCUUGUCUCCCGAUUUGAUACACAGCAGAAUAGAAGUGUUAAAAGGAGAUGAAGACUUUUUCACCUUUUAUCGUCAAGCCAUAUCAACGAAAUUAUAUGAAGGAAAGAGAAUCACCACACUAAAGUUCGUUGAUCCUAAUCCAAGCUCUUUCAAAAUUGAAGAAAUUUUCAGAAAUUCUUACAUGGUUGGUGACUUAAGACUGAAAUACGAUUACAUGCUGGGUGAAAUAUGGCUUUUGGACCUCAAGAACAUUACACUGGGCCAUUUCCUGAGAAUCAACCCCAUGGUGGUACAGAGGGCUUCACAAAUGUUUCAAGAAGGAUCCGGCUUCAGAGUAUUUAGCAUCCACGUUCUAAAUGUUCCGUCUAUCGGCCGACAGAUAUAUAAUUUAUUUAAGCAAUUUAUCAAGCCCAAGUUACUAGAAAGACUGAUGGUGCACGGAACUUUAGAGGAACUAUACAAAGUUUUGCCAAAGAUGUAUUUGCCUAAGGACUACGGGGGAGAUGAUUACAGUAUGGAUGAAUUUAAAGAUUUAUAUCAAAACGAGUUUCGAAGCGGUACAACUUUGCAAUAUUUACUGGACAGUUGCAAGAAAGUGUCAGACGAGAAGAAGAGACCUGGUGUUAAUAAGAACGAAGAACUAGCGGGAACGUUCAAACAACUAAACCUAGAUUAAUUGAGAAUUUAUUAAGUACUAGCUUUUGCCCGCGGCUUCGCACGCGUUAGAAAGAGACAAAAAGUAGCCUAUGUCACUCUCCAUCCCUUCAACUAUCUUCACUUAAAAAAUUACGUCAAUUCGUCGCCCCAUUUGGCCGUGAAAGACGGACAAACAAACAGACACACACACUUUCCCAUUUAUAAUAUUAGUAUGGAUAUUAAAAGAUUUUAAUAUAUGAAUUGUCAAUUAAUCUUAACUGUUUAUUAACUGCUUAUUAUUUAUAUAUUUUAAUAAAUUUCCUCCUUAAAAU
Molecule: messenger RNA, 1297 nt
Organism: Leguminivora glycinivorella
Lineage: Eukaryota; Metazoa; Arthropoda; Insecta; Lepidoptera; Tortricidae
Product: alpha-tocopherol transfer protein-like
Exons: 7
Coding region: 88-1005 (305 amino acids)
Cellular component (GO): membrane
Molecular function (GO): phosphatidylinositol bisphosphate binding
Source: RefSeq, a predicted model, not a curated record